CUGGGUCAUAGACUUUGGUGACCGUGGCCUGAAUGCUAUCCUGAGGAAUCUCACGUACUGCUGUGACAAUGCUGCAGAGAGGAGGAGCACAUACGAGUGUGUACGGUGCAUGAAAGCUUUCAUGAACAACACGUUUGGUUUGAAGCGCAUCCUAGAACACGAGGAGGCCCUGACCAUCAUGUCGCGGACCGUGGACCCGGCCGACCAUCCCACCAUGCUGGAGGCAGUGCGGCUCUUGGCCGCUAUCUGUCUAGUUCCCCCCAAUGGUCAUGACAAAGCCCUGGAAGGCAUCACGGUGUGCGGAGAGAUCAGGAGUCAGGAGCGGUUCAUCCCAAUCAUCAAUGGCCUAGGCAUGAGGGAUAACCUGCCCAUGCAGGUGGCCUGUAUACAGCUGGUGAACGCCAUUGUGAGUACGCCGGACGACCUUGACUUCAGGAUGCACCUACGGAAUGAGUUCAUGCGCACAGGACUCAUUGAUCUCAUAGGGUGGUUGGAUGCCCAGGAGGAUGAAGAACUGAGGACCCACCUUCACAUUUUUCAUGAGCACAAAGAUGAGGACAUGGAGGAGUUUUCUCAUCGCUAUGACAACAUACGCCUGGAGAUUGAAGACCCCCGGUCAUGCUUCAACCUCUUGCUGGGCACGGUCAACAAUACAGUGUCAGAGCCCUACUUUCUGUCUAUCUUGCAGCACCUUCUGUCUAUCCGAGACGACAUGAACGCCAGACCCCAGUACUAUAAGUUGAUUGAAGAGUGUAUCACACAAAUCGUUCUUCAUCGAAGCGGUGUAGACCCUGACUUCAGAUAUACUCGACGGUUUGAAAUUGAUGUGGAACCCCUGCUGAGCAGCCUGUCAGACCGGUCCAAGUUUGAAGACACGGGUGACAUCAGCGUGGCCGACAUCACACUCAAGCUGGACAGUGCGCUGACCGCCAAGCAGGAGUCGGAGGCCAAGGCCACCAGCCUGGAGAGCAAAGUCCAGCAGUACGAGCUGGAGCUGUCGCAACUCAAAGAGAAGAUCAACCAAGGCAUCGGAGCCAACAUCAGCGCAGCUUUAGAGAAAGGAGCAGCGGGGGCCGGGGGAGGAGGCGGGCCGCCCCCUCCCCCUCCACCACCACCCCCACCUCCCCCGGGCGGGGGCCCACCCCCUCCCCCUCCUCCCCCACCUCCACCCCUACCCGGUGGCGGCCCCCCUCCCCCUCCUCCUCCCCCUCCACCGCCUGGAGGUGGCCCCCCUCCUCCGCCUCCUCCUCCUGGUAUGGGCCCCCCUCCACCCCCUGGCGGGGGCCCUCCCCCUCCCCCCGGCAUGAUGCCCUCUCCCCAGUCCAACCAGUUGCCUUAUGGUAUGAAGCAGAAGAAGAAAUACUCAACCAACACGCAGACAAAGAGAUUGAAUUGGAACAAGGUCAAUGCCAAAGCUUUGGACAAAGAGUCUUUGUGGGUAAACCUGCACGAGGAAGAGUUUGAAAAUCCGGAGAUCUUCAGUAACUUAGAGACCAUGUUCUCCACCAAAGCCCCUCCCAAAAAGAUUGAAAGUGAAGCAUCAGAAAGACCUGCCAAAAAGGGCAAGGAGUUGAAAGUACUCGAUAUGAAAUCGGGUCAAAAUUUGUCUAUUCUAUUGGGCUCCAUCAAAAUUCCGUACGAGGAGAUCCGACGUCGCAUCCUGGCGGUGGACGAGGAUAACCUCACGGCAGCCAUGUUGGAACAGCUCCUCAAGUACAUGCCGGAGCCUGAGCAGAUGAAGAGGCUCGCCGAGUUCAAGGACGAUUACAAGAACCUGGCGGAACCAGAACAGUUUGCUGUCACAAUGUCGUCGAUCAAACGCAUCACUCCGAGAUUGUCCUCAAUGUUGUUCAAAAUGCGCUUCCCAGAACUUGUAUCCGAUGUGAAGCCGGACCUGGUGGCAGCCACAGAGGCGUGUGACGAGGUGAGGAGCAGCAGGAAGUUUGCCAAGCUGCUGGAGCUGCUGCUCAUGAUGGGCAACUACCUCAACUCGGGCUCCAGGAACGCACAGUCCCUCGGCUUUGAUAUCAGCUUCUUGACGAAGCUGGAGAAUACUAAAAGUCAGGACGGCUCCAUGACCAUGCUACACUUCCUAGCUCAGAUCUUGGAGGACAAGUAUCCAGACAUUUUGGGCUUCAUGGAUGAGAUGAUCCACGUGGAUAAGGCAGCCAGAGUUCCUCCAGACGGGCAAGGACCAGCACGAGGUGUUGGAAACCAUGUUCAAGAAGCUCGAGUCUCUCUACGCCAGCACUGCUAAGUACUUCGCCUUUGACCCCAAGAAGUACACCAUGGAGGAGUUCUUUGGAGACCUCAAGAACUUCAAGGAUGGCCUCCAGAAAGCUUUGAAGGAGAAUGCCAAGUUACGAGAGACACAGGAAAAGAUAAGGAGAGCGAAAGAAGCCAAGGAAAAGGCCGAGAGGGAGAAGAAGGAGAAGAAGCUCAGACAGGCAGCCAUUUUGGACAUGACAAACAACGACAACCAGGAAGGUGUCAUGGAUAACUUGUUAGAAGCCUUGAAGACAGGCUCAGCCUUCAACGUGAACCGGGAGAAGCGAGAGGGCAAACGACGGACGCCGCGGGCUGCAGGAGCUGAGAGGCGGGCACAGCUAGCGCGCUCACGGUCACGACAGAACCUGUACAACGUGGAUGCUUCGACUCUGCGAGAGAUUGACUUUGAUGACUCCAAUGUCAGCUCCUCCCCAAACUCCAGCGUCGCUCAGGAAAACGCGAAAAACCGCAGCCGAGGGAAGAGAGAUGACAGUGAGUCGGAGGCGGAGCAACUGCUGGAGAGACUGAAGGCAUUGUGAUUGGCUGACUGGUGAAGAAAUGUUGUGUGAUUGGCUGAUUGGUGAAGAGGUGUUGUAUGAUUGGCUGAUUGGUGAAGAGGUGUUGUGUGAUUGGCUGAUUGGUGAAGAGGUGUAUGAUUGGCUGACUGAUGAAGAGGUGUUGUAUGAUUGGCUGAUUGGUGAAGAGGUGUUGUAUGAUUGGUCAGAAGAAAGGAAGUGCUGAAAGCAGUGUGGAUGGCUGAAUGUCGGAGGCAGCUUGUAAAACUAGAUAAAAUGAUGGAGAAAAGCGUCAUGAUUGGGUUUAUAGUUGAUUGAAUGAAAGAGGCAGCUUUUUUCAAUAUUUUUUUUUUUUUUGUUUCAGGGGAUUUUCCUGUAUAAGGCUGAAUGAAAAUACUUUGUUUGGGUCUUUUUAAAAAACGUGGGUGUUUAAUCAAAAGUAUGAAAUGGUGUAACUAGAGGGUUAGAGCUGUGGCUGGUACAAACUUUGUAUAAAAAAGAGUGGAGCAACUGCCUGACGUUGUCAUAGAAUUGUUUAUAUAUAUACGGUAUAUAUAUAUAAGCAUGAAUAUUCUGUUUUCUUAUCUUGUGAAUCCUUCCAUGUAUAAUAAUAAAUCUUUGUUGGUUGGUCAUAAUUUCUGUAGAUGUGUUUGCCCCCUCUCUCGACAUGGACUCUUUGACUAAAUGUUCAAAGUUGUUGAGAUAUUUGUAUAGCAUGCAGGCGGGGGGAUGUCUGCUUGCUGUACGAUACUAGUUUGUCUUCGUCUUUAGUUGCUGGCAGCCCUCUCAGACACGCCCUCUUCUACUCUCAUUUAGACGCUCUUGCAACUUAAGCGUAUGACACAAAUUUGUUGUCUCAUGCUGCCUUGUAUCCACUAUCAGGAAUGUACAUGCCAGUUAUCAUUUUUCUUUGCUUUAAAUAUUCCAGACAAUUCAUAUGCUUCAUUCAAGGAUUUGCCUCUCACAGUGUCUUACGUUAAUAAAGCUGUCAGGACUUCUCUGUUGACAUCCACCCCUUGGCGCUCAUAUGACCUUAUGCAGUUGCGAGCGCAGUAAAACCUCUACUAAAACUAAAACUAAACGUCAAUAAAUAUCACCAUGAGAUUGGGCUAUAGAAUAUAAUGCAGAAAACAUGAGGGAAAAGGGGAGGGGUGGGGAAACAGCUGGCUUAGUCUUUAGAUUUUGUCUGCUGCAGUUUUUUAAUUUACUUUUUUCACCCUUUCACGAACAUGGUUCUAAUGGCAGAAGUGGCAGUGGAGUUUUUGAAAGAUCCCCCCCCCCCCCCCCCCCGUUAGUGUUAAACGUGGCUUGUGAUUAUGGUAGUUUCUAUCUUGCGUUGUUCCAUGUUUUGAUUUAUCUUUUGUAGGAAGCAUUUGAUGUUUUUAGUUGAUUGUAAUUGUUUCCGUCUAAAAAAACCUGAAUGGUAGCUUCUUAAAUAUGUUUUAGGAUAAGUUUCGAAAGUGUUAGGAAUUAGAACACAUUCAGUUUUCAUCCAUUGUAGACUUUUGGUUGGUUUCAUUUUGUUGAGUAUUUAAAUCUGUGUUACGACUAUUGAAAUCAAAGACUUUUCCCAUCUAUAUUUCUAAAGUUCCCUUGUUUAGUUUUAAAGUAUUCAGGGCUUCUUGUUACUGUAAGUUGGGGAAAGGGAAACGGGGAAUAACUAAACUGUUUACAACAAUUCUAGCAAUCUGGUCAGCAGGAAAUGAUACUGUCGUAAAUCAUGAUUCUAGAUUUUUUUUUUGACAUUUGCAUUGUCAUGUGCAGCAACAGGGUGCGUCACAUCACAUUGCAACAUAAAUGAGGUAUAAUUUUCACAAUGAUGAAUUCUUGAUACAAUUUUUUAUUUUCAUCUUGUCAUGAAAAGUACAAAUACAAAUUUUGUCAAUAUUAUUGUGCCAGGAAGCGAGAUAACAUUGACAAAUGUCUUUUUAUUUACCCCACCAUUAUUGGUAAUGUCUAUUAGAGUUGCUAAAGGUUUCUUAAAAUUUUUUUGGUUAUGAAACUGAUCUUCCUAUGAGAUUGUAAGUGAUUAUAGACACCUGGCCAAUGGAUGUCGUAAGAAGAUGGUGAUUGAAAGAGAGGAAAUAAUUGUGUGAGGAAUUCUGUAAAUAAAAUUCAAGUUGUACAUUGCGUGUAUCUUUCGUUGUAGUUCAGGUGAACAUGUUACAAAACUGAAAUAUUAUCUCUUAUUGGAAAUAAAUGCAUAAAUGGAGCCAACAUGAAAUGGGAAAAUUACCAAAGUGAAAUAUAAUAAUAAACGAGAGAUGUAAUCGGUCACCUUGUAAUGUAUGCUAACAGCUCUAAAACAUAAAGAUAAAGAUAAUCAUUAACAUGUGCUUUCUGUUCUCCUCACUCUUAUUCUCAUACUCUUGUGAGCAACUUCCGGUACCGUUCACAACUAUAAAAUUGUAGAUAGGAUGAGGAAGUUUGUAAUAUAUUAAAAAUCUAAUUUGUCCUUUAGCAUGAAUUUAAUAUUUGUCUUUACUUGAAGAAACAGCUUUUCGACUGACUGAAUUGUGGGUCAU
Aplysia californica (California sea hare) is the source of this 5308-nucleotide messenger RNA. Its product is annotated as protein diaphanous homolog 2. The record is from RefSeq and is a predicted model, not a curated record. Gene Ontology annotation, biological process: actin filament polymerization; actin cytoskeleton organization. Gene Ontology annotation, cellular component: actin filament; cytoplasm. Gene Ontology annotation, molecular function: actin binding; microtubule binding; small GTPase binding. Lineage: Eukaryota; Metazoa; Mollusca; Gastropoda; Aplysiida; Aplysiidae.